GGCUUUGGUUGCUUUGGUGGACUGUGCUCCUUUGCUUUUAUUGCUAAGCCAUCCUUCAGGCAGAGAGGGAGCGGCUGCAGGAGGUAAUGAGAGAUGGCAAGAAAAAAGCUGAAAAAAUUUACUACUUUGGAGCUUGUGCUCAGUGUUCUUCUGCUUGUGGUGUUUAUCAUCAGUGUUGUUCUAAUUGUGCUUUUAGCCAAAGAGUCACUGAAAUCAACAGCCCCAGAUCCUGGGACAACUGGUACUCCAGUUGGGAGUACAAUUGGUUCCACACAUCCUGGGACAGUUAGUACCCCAGAUCGUGGAACAUCUGGUACCACUCCUGUUUCUGCUGAAUGUCCAGUGGUAAAUGAAUUGGAACGAAUUAAUUGCAUUCCUGACCAGCCACCAACAAAGGCCACAUGUGACCAACGGGGCUGCUGCUGGAGUCUCCAGGGAGCAGGAAGUGUUCCCUGGUGCUACUAUUCCAAGAAUCAUGGCUACCACAUGGAGGGUGACCUUGUAAACACAAAUGCAGGAUUCACAGCCCGAUUGAAAAAUCUGCCUUCUUCACCCCUGUUUGGAAGCAGUGUUGACAGUGUUCUUCUCACAGCAGAAUAUCAGACAUCGAACCGUUUCCACUUUAAGUUGACCGACCAAACUAAAAGCAGGUAUGAAGUGCCCCAUGAACACGUGCAGUCCUUCAGUGGAAAUGCUGCUGCUUCUUUGACCUACCAAGUUGACAUCUCCAGAGAGCCAUUUAGCAUCAAAGUGACCAGAAGAAGCAACAGUCGUGUUUUGUUUGACUCGGGCAUUGGGCCCCUCCUGUUUGCCGACCAGUUCUUACAGCUCUCCUCUCGACUGCCUAGUGCUAAUGUGUAUGGCCUGGGAGAGCAUGUGCACCAGCAGUACCGGCAUGAUAUGAAUUGGAAGACCUGGCCCAUAUUUAACAGGGACACAACUCCCAAUGGUAAUGGAACUAAUUUGUAUGGUGCGCAGACAUUCUUCCUGUGCCUUGAAGAUGCUAGUGGAUUGUCCUUUGGGGUGUUUCUGAUGAACAGCAAUGCCAUGGAGGUUGUCCUUCAGCCCGCGCCAGCCAUCACUUACCGCACCACUGGGGGCAUUCUCGACUUCUAUGUGUUCCUGGGAAACACUCCAGAGCAAGUUGUUCAAGAAUAUCUAGAGCUCAUUGGGCGGCCAGCCCUUCCCUCCUACUGGGCGCUUGGAUUUCACCUCAGUCGUUACGAAUAUGGAACCUUAGAAAAUAUGAGAGAAGUCGUGGAGAGAAAUCGCGCAGCGCAACUCCCUUAUGAUGUUCAGCAUGCUGAUAUUGAUUAUAUGGAUGAGAGAAGGGACUUCACUUAUGAUCCAGUGGAUUUUAAAGAUUUCCCUGAGUUUGUCAAGGAGUUACACAAUAAUGGACAGAAGCUUGUCAUCAUUGUGGAUCCAGCCAUCUCUAACAACUCUUCCUCAAGUAAACCCUAUGGCCCAUAUGACAGGGGUUCAGAUAUGAAGAUAUGGGUGAAUGGUUCAGAUGGAGUCACUCCACUCAUUGGGGAGGUCUGGCCUGGACACACUGUGUUUCCUGAUUAUACCAAUCCCAACUGUGCUGUUUGGUGGGCAAAGGAAUUUGAGCUUUUUCACAAUCAAGUAGAGUUUGAUGGAAUCUGGAUUGAUAUGAAUGAAGCCUCCAACUUUGUUGAUGGCUCGGUCUUAGGAUGUUCUGCAAACAACCUAAAUUAUCCUGCAUUCAUUCCCAGAAUCCUAGAUGGGUGCCUGUUCUGCAAGACUCUCUGUAUGGAUGCAGUGCAGCACUGGGGCAAGCAGUAUGAUGUUCACAAUCUGUAUGGCUACUCCAUGGCAGUCGCCACGGCAGAAGCUGCCAAGACUGUGUUCCCUGAUAAGAGAAGCUUCAUUCUGACCCGUUCUACCUUUGCGGGGUCUGGCAAGUUUGCAGCACAUUGGUUAGGAGACAACACAGCCACCUGGGACGACCUUCGAUGGUCCAUCCCUGGAAUGCUUGAGUUCAACCUUUUUGGUAUCCCAAUGGUGGGUGCUGACAUAUGUGGCUUUGCCUUGGACGCCCCUGAGGAGCUCUGUAGGCGAUGGAUGCAGCUGGGCGCAUUUUAUCCAUUUUCUAGGAAUCACAAUGGCCAAGGAUACAAGGACCAGGACCCUGCCUCCUUUGGAGCUGACUCCCUGCUGUUGAAUUCCUCCAGGCACUACCUUAACAUCCGCUAUACUCUAUUGCCCUACCUGUACACCCUCUUCUUCCGUGCUCACAGCCGAGGGGACACAGUGGCCAGGCCCCUUUUGCAUGAGUUCUACGGGGACAACAACACUUGGGAUGUGCACCAACAGUUCUUAUGGGGGCCCGGCCUCCUCAUCACUCCAGUUCUGGAUGAAGGUGUGGAGAAAGUGACGGCAUAUGUGCCUGAUGCUGUCUGGUAUGACUAUGAAACGGGGGGCCAAGUGAGAUGGAGGAAGCAAAAAGUCGAGAUGGAGCUUCCUGGAGACAAAAUUGGACUUCACCUUCGAGGAGGCUACAUCUUCCCCACACAGCAGCCAAAUACAACCACUCUGGCCAGCCGAAAGAACCCUCUUGGUCUUAUCAUUGCCCUAGAUGAGAACAAAGAAGCAAAAGGAGAACUUUUCUGGGAUGAUGGGGAAAUGAAGGAUACUGUGGCCAAUAAAGUGUAUCUUUUUUGUGAGUUUUCUGUCACUCAAAACCGCUUGGAGGUGAAUAUUUCACAAUCAACCUACAAGGACCCCAACAAUUUAGCAUUUAAUGAGAUUAAAAUUCUUGGGACACAGGAACCUAGCAAUGUUACAGUGAAACACAAUGGUGUCCCAAGUCAGACUUCUCCUACAGUCACUUAUGAUUCCAAUCUGAAGGUUGCCAUUAUCACAGACAUCAAUCUUGUCCUGGGAGAAGCAUACACAGUGGAGUGGGACAUAAAAAUAAGGGACGAAGAAAAAAUAGACUGUUACCCUGAUGAGAAUGGUGCUUCUGCAGAAAACUGCGCUGCCCGUGGCUGCAUCUGGGAGGCAUCCAAUUCUUCUGGAGUCCCGUUUUGCUAUUUUGUCAAUGAUCUAUAUUCUGUCAAUGAUGUUCAAUAUAAUUCACAUGGAGCCACAGCUGACAUCUCCUUAAAAUCUUCUGUUUAUGCCACUGCCUUCCCUUCCACACCCGUGAACUCCCUUCACCUGGAUGUAACUUACCAUAAGAAUGACAUUCUGCAGUUCAAGAUUUAUGAUCCCAAUAACAAUCGGUAUGAAGUCCCAGUCCCUCUGAACAUACCCAGGAUUCCAUCCAGCAGCCCCGAGGGUCAACUCUAUGACGUCCUCAUUAAGAAGAAUCCAUUUGGGAUUGAAAUUCGCCGGAAGAGUACGGGCACUAUAAUUUGGGACUCUCAGCUCCUUGGCUUCACCUUCAAUGACAUGUUUAUCCGCAUCUCCGCCCGCCUUCCCUCCAAGUACCUCUAUGGCUUUGGGGAAACUGAGCACACGUCCUACAGGAGAGACUUGAAUUGGCACACGUGGGGGAUGUUCUCCCGAGACCAGCCCCCAGGGUACAAGAAGAAUUCCUAUGGUGUCCACCCCUACUACAUGGGACUGGAGGAGGACGGCAGUGCCCAUGGAGUGCUCCUGCUGAACAGCAAUGCCAUGGAUGUGACGUUCCAGCCCCUGCCUGCCUUGACAUAUCGUACCACAGGGGGAGUUCUGGACUUUUAUGUGUUCUUGGGGCCAACUCCAGAGCUUGUCACCCAGCAGUACACUGAGUUGAUCGGCCGGCCUGUGAUGGUCCCUUACUGGUCUUUGGGCUUCCAGCUGUGUCGCUAUGGAUACCAGAACGACUCUGAGAUCGCCAGCUUGUAUGAUGAGAUGGUGGCCGCCCAGAUCCCUUAUGACGUGCAGUACUCAGACAUCGACUACAUGGAGCGGCAGCUGGACUUCACCCUCAGCCCCAAGUUUGCUGGGUUUCCAGCUCUGAUCAAUCGCAUGAAGGCUGACGGGAUGCGGGUCAUCCUCAUUCUGGAUCCAGCCAUUUCUGGCAAUGAGACACAGCCCUAUCCUGCCUUCACUCGGGGCAUGGAGGAUGACGUCUUCAUCAAAUACCCAAAUGAUGGAGACAUUGUCUGGGGAAAGGUCUGGCCUGAUUUUCCUGAUGUUGUUGUGAAUGGGUCUCUAGACUGGGACAGUCAAGUGGAGCUGUAUCGAGCUUAUGUGGCUUUCCCAGACUUUUUCCGUAAUUCAACUGCCAAGUGGUGGAAGAGGGAAAUAGAAGAACUAUACAACAAUCCACAGAAUCCAGAGAGGAGCUUGAAGUUUGAUGGCAUAUGGAUUGAUAUGAAUGAACCAUCGAGCUUCGUGAAUGGGGCAGUUCAUCCAGGCUGCAGGGAUGCCUCUCUGAACCACCCUCCCUACAUGCCAC
Messenger RNA from Cebus imitator (Panamanian white-faced capuchin), 4414 nucleotides. RefSeq names its product maltase-glucoamylase (gene MGAM). The transcript has 36 exons. Gene Ontology annotation, molecular function: carbohydrate binding; alpha-1,4-glucosidase activity. Gene Ontology annotation, biological process: carbohydrate metabolic process. Lineage: Eukaryota; Metazoa; Chordata; Mammalia; Primates; Cebidae. The annotation marks the transcript as partial. The record is from RefSeq and is a predicted model, not a curated record.